This is a messenger RNA of Cooperia oncophora, 519 nucleotides long. Lineage: Eukaryota; Metazoa; Nematoda; Chromadorea; Rhabditida; Trichostrongylidae. The record is from the annotation of a GenBank genome assembly.
AUGCCAAAUGAAAUAUUGGUGACUCGCACGGACUCAAGGAAGAGCAGUUUGAAGGCAGAGCGUAAAAUGAGUGGUAGCUCCUUCAAUGAUCAUCUGCCAUAUUUCGCUGGUGAGAAUGCUUGUGUGCAAGAGGUGAACAUGAACUGCUGCCCUGAUUACAAGAACAACAGAUCUAAUUAUACGGUGAAUAUAAAAUGGCUGGAAGACGACGAAGAGACGGUCAAGAGGUGGCUGCGGCUAGCGUCACUCUCUACGUGUAAGCUACGACUACCCUUGUUGGAUCUCUCUUGUGAAAAUCUCUCACAAGUCCAGAUCGUGUACCGUUUACGUAUGAGACGCCAUCGUCACUCACUAAUAAAGGUUCGAGCUCACUGUCUGCUGUAUCGCAAGCAGCGCUGCCUUCACGAAAAAACACGAACAGUGCAGGGAAUUCCAGUACGUGUUUUGGUUUUUUCUUCCAUCUCGCUGUCUGCUUCCGCUUAUUAUGCUUCGUGUCAAAUGAUACAUUGGUUUCCGUGA